Messenger RNA from Gadus chalcogrammus (walleye pollock), 5919 nucleotides. RefSeq names its product nuclear factor NF-kappa-B p100 subunit-like. Bases 145 to 5043 code for a protein of 1632 amino acids. Gene Ontology annotation, molecular function: DNA-binding transcription factor activity, RNA polymerase II-specific; RNA polymerase II cis-regulatory region sequence-specific DNA binding; protein binding. Gene Ontology annotation, cellular component: cytoplasm. The transcript has 35 exons. The record is from RefSeq and is a predicted model, not a curated record. Gene Ontology annotation, biological process: inflammatory response; canonical NF-kappaB signal transduction; innate immune response. Lineage: Eukaryota; Metazoa; Chordata; Actinopteri; Gadiformes; Gadidae.
CAGGCCGACCAGCCGAGCACCGACAGCACUGAUCUCUGUAGGGGUUCUGGACGCCAUGACGACCAGCAGGACCUCUGCCAGGCGUCGCUGCACGACUAUCUGGACGGCUGUUUCCCUGAAGCCAGUAGCUCCGCCCCCAGCACCAUGCCCCGCCCCCUGGCCGAGUCACUCCACACUCAGUACCUCAGCGCCUGGACUCUCAGCCAGGCGUUGGUGCUGCGGGCGCGGCCCCGUAGCCAAUCAGCAUCCAGCGCUGAGAGAAGUCCCCCCUCUCAACCUCCAGCCAGCGCCCCCUCCACCCCCCAGUCCUCCAGUACUCCUGAACUAUUCAGCCCCGCCCCCUCCAUGGCCACGCCCCCCUCCAUGGCCACGCCCCCCCAGCCGGGCUCCCUGGAUCUCUUCAGCUGGUCGGUGGAGGAGGGGGGGGUCGUGCUGGAGGCUGCCCCAGAUGGGGUGCUCUGUUCCCAGGGAGGGGGACCCGGGGUCGGUCCCGGACCCGACCCACCUGAACCGGGCCCCACGGACCCCCCCACCCCACCCCACAAGAGGCUACGCAGAAUGAUCCCAGAAUGCACUGGGGCGACGACCUCCGCAGCCCCGCUCCCAACAGAGAGGGCCGGGACCCGGUCGCUCCAGGGACCCACCACCCUCCUGGCUCAGUGCCUGGAGCCAGGCCAGUACGGAGCAGGCGGGACAGGAGCAGGCGGGACAGGAGCAGGCCGGAGGUUCUCGGUCCUGGUGACUGCGGUCCACCCCUGUCACCUGAAGGAGAUCACGAUGCGGUCAGGUGUGUGGGCGGGCAGCAGCGUUCCGCUGGCCACCAUCGUUGUGACCGACCAAUCAGGAGUGGAGGUGAAGGUGUUGCUAUGGAGACGAGCCGCGUUUUGGGCUCUGACCGUUUUCCCUGGGGACAUCCUGUUGAUCACAGGCCUGGAGGUGAACCACGAUACGUGGCGUGGAGAGACGCUGCUCCGGUCCAGCUUCAGCAGCAAGCUACUGAACCUCGGCCCCCUCACCCCCUCCAGCUCACCACCAGCCCCUCAGUGUGUGAGCAGGGAGGCGGUCCGGUCUCUGUGUGUGUUUGUUGCGGCGCGGCGCCCUCUGCUGGCCACCCUGUGCCGGCGCCCCACCCAGACCCUGGACAGACUGCCCUACAUCCGCCUGGCCGCCCUACGGACACACACCCUGGGCCACGCCCUGCUGAGGGUCACACACACACACACCUGCACAGAGUGGCGUGGGGAGGCUGGGGGCGGGGCCCGGCGCGGAGGGGUCCAGAAGGCGGUGCUUAGCGUGGAGCAGGGCGACGGGCGGCGGGGCUGGCUGGUCCUCUGGGGGUCCACCCUCACGUGGCUCCCCCGCAUCACCCGGAACACAGACGCCGUGUGGGACUUCCGGUAUCUUCUGGUGCGGGACGGCGUGACCUCUGACCUCCCAGAGCUCCACUCCACCCCCUGGGGGGCGGUCCAGCCGGUGUUCCCCCAGGACAGCCGCGCCCGGGAGUUCUGCAGCACCCCCGGCCCUCCUGGCCCCCCGGAGCUGGACCUCGGCACGCUGCUGUCCCAGAGACACUCAGGUGACGUGGAUCUCCGGGUGAACAUCACAUCCUUCCAGUUCCAGGCUAGCCUUUCCCAGAAUGCACCUGUUGCACGGCUGGACAGCGAGGCGUCGCUGGAGCGCAUUGUGGAGACGCUCGGAGGAGACGUGACCUACGCUGGCUGCGGCCGCUGUGCCUUUGAGCUGGGCACCGACGCCAACGGCAUCUACCUGCCCUGCUACCCCUGUCUGCCUCACACCGGCGUCAGGCGCUACUACAGGCCCGGUCUCCUGGUGGUCAGCGAGGGCUCCAGCACGGUGGGGGUUCAGGUUCCUCCGGUCCUCCUGGAGAAGAUCCUGGAGACACCAGCAGACAGACUCUACAAGACCGUCGACCCGGGGUCAGAGGUGAGACAUGUCCGUCUGGUGGCAGAGAGGAUUCAGUCUCUUGUCACGCUGCCGCUGAAGAGCUUCCUGUUGACGGUCCGCAGUCACUUUCUGUGCGACGAGAACAGUGUUCCCCUGGUGCAGGACUUCCUGUUGCUGGACCUCCAGUUCCCAGGAGAACUAGUUCUGCGGUCCUUCACCGCCACCCUCUGCGCGGCGCACGGGCGCGGCGCAUUGGCGCAGCGCAUGGACGCGGCGCUCCCCUCAUCCAAUCAGCGAGUAUUGAAGGCAGUUGGUGUUCAAGCCCUUCAGAGCAAUACGAGGUCCCUGGGUCCUGGACCAUCAUCUUCCUCAUCGGCUGUUUGGUGGCUGCCUGUUGCCAUGUCAGCAAUCAGGAUGGCCGACGCUUCGUACCACGGCUACGAGAACGACAACGAGCUGCUGAUGAACCUGAACUAUGACUACAUCCCCCCAGUGGACAUCAAGACAGAACCCUACAUCCCAGAGAACGCUCACGGACCAUACAUCCAGAUCAUAGAGGAACCAAAGCAGAGGGGCUUCAGGUUCCGGUAUGAGUGUGAGGGCCCGUCCCACGGGGGGCUCCCGGGGGCGUCCAGCGAGAGGAACCGGAGGACCUACCCCACCGUCAAGGUGAAUAACUACGUGGGCCAUGCACGGGUGGAGGUGCAGCUGGUGACCCACAGCGACCCCGCGCGGGUCCACGCCCACAGCCUGGUGGGCCGGCAGUGCACCGAGAACGGGACCUGCACCCUGGACGUGGGCCCCAACGACCUCACCGCCUCCUUUAGUAACCUGGGGAUCCUCCAUGUGACCAAGAAGGGUGUGAUGGAGGUUCUGACGCGAAGGCUGAGAGAUGAAAGGCGGCAGCAGAAGGGCCUGCACCACCUCUUCUCUGAUGCAGAGGACAGCUCCAUGGUGAAGGAGGCCAAGGAGCUGGGGAAGGUGAUGGACCUGAACAUCGUGAGGUUAAAGUUCACCGCCUACCUCCAGGACAGCAACGGGGGCUUCACAAGAGCCCUGAAGCCCGUGGUGUCCAACCCCAUCUACGACAGCAAGUCUCCCAACGCGUCCAACCUGAAGAUCUCUCGGAUGGACAAGACGUGUGGAUCCGUGUUUGGAGGAGAUGAGAUCUUCCUGCUGUGUGACAAAGUCCAGAAAGACGACAUCGAGAUCCGCUUCUACGAGGAGGACGAGGAGGGGGCCUGGGAGGCCUUCGGAGACUUCUCCCCAACGGACGUCCACAAACAGUAUGCCAUCGUGUUCCGGACCCCCCCCUACCACAGCAUGGAGAUCCAGGGCUCUGUCCCGGUGUUCCUGCAGCUGAAGAGGAAGAAGGCCGGAGACAGCAGCGAGCCCAAGAUCUUUACCUACGUCCCCCACGUCCACGAUAAGGAGGAGGUGCAGAGGAAGAAGCUGAAGCCCCUCUCCCACUACGAGCCAUGGAGAGGGGGGGGGGGAGCAGGACCUCUAGAGGAGGAGUGUGAUUGGUCAGCCUCUAUAGCCUACCAACACAUGAACGGGGGCGGAGGAGGAGGAGGGGCAGGAGGAGGAGGAGGAAGCUUCAACAGCUACAGAGGAAGCUUCAACAGCUAUGGGGGAGGAAACCAGAUGUCAGGCUCCGCCCCUCAGACCGUGGUUGCCCAGCAGCAGACGACAGAUCAGACAGAUGGACAGAGUUCACCCUUACAGCAACAGCUGUUACAGCUAGUGGCCCGUCUGCAGCGGUCCAGAUCCCCUGGGGGGGGUCCGGCCCAGGGCUCCAGACCCCCGGCCCAGGCCCUGCUCCAGUACUGCAGCUCCGGAGACCCACGGGUCCUGCUGGCCCUCCAGAGACACCUGUGUGGGGUCCAGGACCACAACGGAGACACUCCUUUGCACCUGGCCAUCAUCCACCAGCAGUCUGGAGUGGUUCACCAGCUGAUCCACACUCUGCUGAGCAGCCACCAGAACCACGUCCUCAACACGCCUAACCAGCUCAGACAGACGCCGCUGCACCUGGCGGUGCUGAGCGGUCAGGUGAGGCUGGUGGAGGCGCUGCUGCGGGCGGGGGCUGACCCCGGCCAGGGGGACCUGGAGGGCCGCAGCCCGCUGCACCUGGCCGCGCUGGCGGCCGACGAGGCCCUGCUCCGCCCCCUCCUGGCUCACCUGGGGGAAAGCCACGCCCACCUGGUCAACAUGGCCGACUACCACGGUCUCCAUCCCCUCCACCUGUCAGUCAGGAGGGGCGGAGAGCGCUGUCUCCGCCUCCUGGUUGGGGGCGGGGCCAAAAUCAACGCUGGCGAGCAGAAGAGUGGAAGCUCUGCCCUCCACCUGGCGGUCAGAGACAACCUGUUCAAGGUGGCGUGUUACCUGAUCACAGAGCUGAAGGCGGACGUCAACGCGGCCACGUUUGGCGGGAACACAGCGCUGCACCUGGCCGCGAGCCAGGGCUCCCCCACCCUCUGCUCCAUGCUCAUAGCCGCAGGGGCCGACAAGAACCUGGAGAACGACGAGCCCCUCUCCUUCAGCUCCUCUUCCUCCUCAGACGAAGACGAAGACCAGGAGGAGGACCAGCCAAUCACAGCACAGCACCGAGGCCCAAAGGCCACCUCGCAGCCAAUCACCACUCGCAAGAGACCCUCGCCGGGCCACACCCCCCUGCAGCUGGCCACCUGUCAGAAGGUUAAAAAGCUGUUGGACUCGAGGCACAGUCCCAGAACGGGUCGUCAUAGUAACAAAAAAAUCAAGUGCAGCAGUCCAGAGCCCCAGCGGGGGGUCCUGGACGAGGAGACGCUGUCGUCCCUGCUGGGGGUGCUGCGUGUGGGGGAGGUGCCCUGGAGGGCGCUUGCUGAGCGCCUCGGCAUGAUGACCCUCGCCCACCUCUACCAGGACAGCCCGUCGCCAUGCCAACACCUGCUGCACAGCUACCAGCUUGGAGGCGGUGCAGUAGAGGGUCUGGUCGGAGCUCUUGAGGGUCUCGGGCUGACAGAGGGGGUCCGAGUCCUGAGACAAGCCCAGCUCCACCAGGAGAAACACACUGCAGACGCCACGGUUGACAGCGGCUUUGGCAGUCAACCAAUGGAGGAGGCGGUAGAGGAGCCCCCGGUGGCCAAUCAGUGAGCAGCAGGACUCACAAGAGUUGCAUCUCCUUCACUUCCUGGUGGGAUGAUGGAGGAGUCUAGUAGCCAAGAGCUCCACCCGCCCACGUACACCCAGUUGUGAUAUCAUCAUAGGACACUCGGUGGCCACGCCCCCAUUGUAAAAAAAGUUAUUGACGAAGUCAUGUAUAUAAAUAUAUAAAUAUAUUUACAUAUCUAAAUAUCUGUGGGUGGGCUGGAGGUCAGAGGUCAGAGGUCAGCAGUGUGUGUGUGUGUUUCUCAGCGGGGUCAGGUCAGAGAUUAGCAGUGUGUGUGCGUCUCUCAGCAGGGUCAGGUCAGAGAUCAGCAGUGUUUGUGUGUUUCUCAGCACGGUCAGGUCAGAGGACAGCAGUGUGUGUGUCUCUCAGCAGGGCCGAGUCAGAGGUCAGAGUUCAGCAGGGUGGGAAUCCAGGGGUCCCAGACCCCCUAAAGCAGAGGCAACAUUUGUGGGGAUCUCUGAAAGUCCUAAGUUAGUUGUCACUUGCAAUUGCCACUAAAAUGUACUUUAAAAGCUUUGUUUGUCCGUAUUCUUUAUUUCUUUAUUCACACAAAGGAUUCUAAUAAUGAUGGUGUUGUUUCCUGUGGGGCCACGGUCUGACCCUUUGAGGAGGUCGGCUUCAGGGGGUGUUCCUGGCGGCCCGACAGGAAAAAAAUGAUUAGAAUAGCUAACGCCAAGCUAAUGCCAAGCUAACGCCAAGCUAAUGCCAAGCUAACGCCAAGCUAAUGCCAAGCUAGAGCGUCUCCUCUCAGGGGGAUUCAGAGGAACAAAGCGUUGUUUCAAGUGGUCGUUUUUAUUUUAUGCAACUAGACUUUAGAAAGAAACAUUAGAAUCAGAUCAGCGUCACAUUCACAGGCUGGA